AUGUACAUAGCUUUGCUAGUGCUUCUGGGUCACUCUCUGGGUCUGUGGAUUUCAUCUCGCAUCUGGAAUUACUCCCCACAGCAUCCAGAGUCCUGUCCCGCGUUUAUUGGUCUCCCGUCUUUACACCGUAUUCUCAGUCGUCUCCAGGUCCCUGGGUGGUGGGAUCUUGACGCUGCGCCGCGAAUGGCACCUGGCAUCUGGCGUCUGGUCUAUCGUUUUCUAGGCUUGGCCGAGAUCCGAGAGCCAUGGUUUGUGCGCACAGCCGGUGUGGCUUGCGCUUCGUGGUGA
Molecule: messenger RNA, 288 nt
Organism: Penicillium macrosclerotiorum
Lineage: Eukaryota; Fungi; Ascomycota; Eurotiomycetes; Eurotiales; Aspergillaceae
Exons: 1
Coding region: 1-288 (95 amino acids)
Source: RefSeq, a predicted model, not a curated record